UGCUAUAGGUUAUCAGUCUCGAUUGUAUCCUUUUGCAAGUUUCGUCGCUAUGAUAUAUGUACAGUCGAAUCAAGUAGACCCUUUUCUACAUAGCGCAAACUUUUCAAGCAACACACUGCUAAUAAAUAAAUAAAUAAACGUUUUUGCAUCAAUCAUCAUUUGGCUGAGAAUUGAACCAAAAAAAACUUAUAUAGUCCAUAAACAUGAAGUACUCAAGUAGUAAAGGCUAAAGAAGUAAAGACAAUAUAUUGCAAGGAGAGGUGAAUCGAACCAAAAAAAACUUACAAGCCUAGAAAUUUAAGUGCAACAAUUUCUCCAUUAAUGGCGCUUUACUCUUCCCUCCACUUUUCAACUAACUUGAUCAAUACUCCCGCCAAAUUUCUAACAUUCAACCAUCUUAUCUUGCGCCCCUCUUCUCUUAUCCUGCGCCCUCACCGCCGUCGAAUUCAGUCUCUCUCCUCAAUUCUCACACUCCGAGCAAACCCGCCUCGGAAAUACGUGUAUCCUGACCCAAUUCCAGAAUUUUCAGAAGCUGAAACCCAGAAGUUCAAAAUUGAAUUAAAGAAGACAUUGUUGAAAGAUGAAGAUGCAUUUGGGGACGAACUCGACCGGAUUGUCGAUGUUUGCGCCAAGAUACUGCAUGAAUUUUUGAACAAAGAAUAUGGAGGGCCAGGAACAUUAUUGGUGGAGCCUUUUACAGACAUGCUAAUUGCUCUAAAGGACAAAAAUUUGCCUGCUGCUCCGUUGGCUACUCGAGCUUCUUUGCUAUGGGCUCAAAACUGUAUUGAUCGCGACUGGCGAGCCUGGAACUCAUCAGCUUCCAACAGUCAAGUAAACCAUCAUUUCUAAUUUUAGUACCUUUUUACAUCUGAAAAUUAUAGAUUGAUCCUUGAACAACAUU
Chenopodium quinoa (quinoa) is the source of this 901-nucleotide messenger RNA. Its product is annotated as protein PLASTID REDOX INSENSITIVE 2-like. Bases 322 to 849 code for a protein of 175 amino acids. The transcript has 3 exons. The record is from RefSeq and is a predicted model, not a curated record. Lineage: Eukaryota; Viridiplantae; Streptophyta; Magnoliopsida; Caryophyllales; Amaranthaceae. Gene Ontology annotation, biological process: regulation of gene expression.